AUGGAGAAGAUGAAUCAAAGGCUUGAAACCAGUAUAUCGACUAAUCAAAAUCGACAUGAUCAAGCCGAAGCCUCCCAUAUUAAUGAGUCCAUAUUUCAGCGAAGAAAUGCAGGGAUUGAUAGGGCUCAGAUUUUGGCUUUAAUACAGGCCGAAGUAGCACAAGGUCGCAGACGUGCUCGGUCAGUAUACAGAAAGCCCUAUCCCGAUCAUGUCGAUGCCCAUGAGUUGCCUAGAAAUUAUCGGUAUCCUUAUUUUUCUAUGUACAGUGGUGAAGAAAAUUUCUCUACGGUGCAGCAUAUUGCAAGGUUCACUGCACAAUGUGGAGAAGCAGGUCCUAGCCCUUGGUUAAGGAUGAGGUUAUUCUCUAGCUCUCUUGCCAGGGCAGCGUUUGAAUGGUUCAGAAAGGUUAAACUCAAAUGUCGAGUAAGUUUGCUAGAACCAAAAUACAUCAAGUUGGCAUUAAAUGGUUUAGACAUUGAACAUUGCAAGAGGUUUGAUGGGGUUGAGUUUCAAGAUCUCUUUGAUUUGGCAGAUAGGGCUUCUCGGUAUGAGGAAAUACUAAAAGAAGAGAAAGGAAGGAAGAAUUCUUCUAAGGGUACUUGGUACAAGGACCCUAAUUAUGAGGUAUUCUCGGCAGAAGUUGGAGAUAAAUUAGAGGUUGACGUUGCCGAAGUCAAUAUCAAAAAGCCAUACGUUUAUGAAGCGUUGGUUAAACCUAAACUGACCACGGGGGGUAAUUCAUGA
Molecule: messenger RNA, 744 nt
Organism: Cornus florida
Lineage: Eukaryota; Viridiplantae; Streptophyta; Magnoliopsida; Cornales; Cornaceae
Exons: 3
Coding region: 1-744 (247 amino acids)
Source: RefSeq, a predicted model, not a curated record